AAAUUAAAGGCAAAAAUCGGCGAUAUGAAAGUGCAUCUCUUGAACACCCAUCUGGAGAGUAUGAAGGAACAUAGUGACAUUCGAAAGGCGCAGAUGCAAGAGUGUUUCGAUUUAGUGAAGGAAUGGAAUGACGGUCGGUCGUUGAUUGUGUUCGGUGGUGACUUGAAUAUACGCGAUAAUGAGGCGGGUUAUCGGAAUGAUAUUGAAUGUUACUAUGAGAUAUUGAAUGUUGGCACGUUACCGGAUGGUUUUCAAGAUGCAUGGGUUGCGGCUGGUUCACAGCACAAAUGGCGUUUCACGUGGGAUUCAAGCGCUAACGAUAAUGUAGAGGCUGGGGGAGCGCGAUGUCGUUUCGAUAGACUCUACUUUCAUGGUGGUGGUGUUUUCUCAUCAGUUGAUUUCUCGUUGCAAGGAAAGGAUCGAAUUCGUCGAGUGCUCUGCUUCCCCAGUGAUCAUUGGGCUGUGCUUGCUAAAUUCCACGUCUAG
Messenger RNA from Anisakis simplex (herring worm), 486 nucleotides. NCBI's taxonomy places the organism in Eukaryota, Metazoa, Nematoda, Chromadorea, Rhabditida, Anisakidae. The record is from the annotation of a GenBank genome assembly.